CCCUCGAGCCAGCCGAGCCGGGCGCGCAGUGGGCUGCAAAGUUUCGCCGCGCGAGUCCGCGGAGGCGGCGCAUCGGUUCCAGCUCGGCUCAGCUCCACUCGGCUCCGGAGGGCCGUGACCGCGGGCCGGGGCUCGGGCGGCGGGGACGGCCCGGCUCUUGGCUGCCCACCGCGCUCUGCCCCGCGCCCCGCGCCCCCGGUGCCAGCGCUGCCCGCGCGCCCUCCCGCCCGCCGCACGGUCGGUCCCCAGCCUCCGGUGCGCCCGCGCCCUCCUCCUCCCGGGCUCCAGCCCUUCGCCGCCGCCGCCCACCAUGGCUCGUGGCCCCGCUCGGACCAGCCCAGGACCGGGACCCCAACUGCUGCCGCUGCUGCCGCUGCUUCUGCUGCUGCUUCGGGACGCGGGCGGCAGCCACACGGUCCCUGCCCGCUCCGCCCUGCCCGCGGCCGCCGACGGCCUGGUGGGGCACAAGGAUGCCCAGUGGCCCCUGGGGGACGCGGCCGCCGCUCUGGGCCCCGGUGCUCGGGACAUGGUCGCUGUCCACAUGCUCCGGCUUUAUGAGAAAUACAGCCGAAGGGGCGCGCGGCCGGGAGGGGGCAACACGGUCCGCAGCUUCCGGGCCCGUCUGGAAGUGGUCAACCAGAAGGCCGUGUAUUUCUUCAACCUGACUUCCAUGCAGGACUCGGAAAUGAUCCUCACGGCCACCUUCCACUUCUACUCGGAGCCCAGGUGGCCCCAGGCACGUGAGGUGCCGUGCAAGCAGCGCGCCAAGAACGCGUCCUGCCGCCUGCUGCCCCCGGGCCCGCCUGCCCGCCAGCACCUGCUCUUCCGCAGCCUCUCGCAGAACACAGCCACGCAGGGGCUGCUCCGUGGGGCCAUGGCCCUGGCGCCCCCGCCACGGGGCCUGUGGCAAGCCAAGGACAUCUCCCCCAUCGUCAAGGCGGCCCGCCGGGAUGGCGAGCUGCUCCUCUCCGCCCAGCUGGAUGCUGGGGAGAAGGACCCGGGGGUGCCCAGGCCCAGCCCCCAUGCGCCCUACAUCCUCGUCUACGCCAACGACCUGGCCAUCUCAGAGCCCAACAGCGUGGCAGUGACACUGCAGAGAUAUGACCCCUUUCAAACUGGAGACCCGGAGCCCGGCGCAGCCCCCAACAGUUCGGCAGACCCCCGUGUGCGGCGGGCCACGCAGGUCACCGGGCCCCUUCAGGACAACGAGCUGCCGGGGCUGGACGAGAGGCCGGCGCACGGCCCCCACGCCCAGCCCUACCACAAGCACGAGCUGUGGCCCAGCCCCUUCCGCGCCCUCAAGUCCCGGCCGGGACGCAAGGACCGCAGGAGGAAGGGCCAGGAUGCGUUCGCGGCCUCCUCGCAGGUGCUGGACUUCGACGAGAAGACGAUGCAGAAAGCCCGGAGGAAGCAGUGGGACGAGCCGAGGGUCUGCUCCCGGAGGUAUCUGAAGGUGGACUUCGCAGACAUCGGGUGGAAUGAAUGGAUCAUCUCGCCCAAGUCUUUCGACGCUUACUACUGCGCAGGCGCCUGUGAGUUCCCCAUGCCCAAGAUCGUCCGCCCGUCCAACCACGCCACCAUCCAGAGCAUCGUCAGAGCUGUGGGCAUCGUCCCGGGCAUCCCAGAGCCUUGCUGCGUCCCCGACAAGAUGAACUCUCUUGGGGUCCUCUUCCUGGAUGAGAACCGGAAUGUGGUUCUGAAGGUGUACCCCAAUAUGUCCGUGGAGACCUGUGCCUGCCGGUAAGACCGCCUCCUCUGGGGUGGAAGGAAGCCUCCGCCCCACCCCACGCCCAGCAGGGCAGCAUCCUUGGAGCCUUCUGGAGUGAGAGCUUGACUUGGGGUGCAGCGGUAAAGGCAGGGCAGAGCUCACAGGCAGCCUUGCUGGUCCCCAGAAAGAUGUGUCCCCCGGGGCAUCAUUCUGGGGUCUUUCAUUGCUAGUGACUUAGCCCCUCAGUGCUGGUGUGAACCCGCGAAGGAAUCUGGGAAUGGGCCCUGGCCUUACCAUCGCCCAUGGUCCGUCCCCUCUGCUCUGACCACCGAACGUCUCCACAAUGUUGGCGUUUGUGAACAUCAUCUCAUAACCCGGGAAGAAACUGCAAACCUGGGGGUGCUGGCUGCCCGCACCUGGAGAACGCCUCUGUUUAAGCAACCAGUUUAAAACACUUCGGGCCACAUACUGAUCCUGGAAAACGAGGCCUGAAUAUUGGUCUAAGUGGAGGGUUUCUUUCCAGCUCCACUGCAAAAGCUUUUACACACACAGUAUGCACGUAUAACCGAUUUUGGUUUCUUUUUCUUAAUAUAUAUUUUAUUUUAAAACAAAAAAGAGGGAGGUGACGCCAUCCCCCACAGAGGUCGUCAUGCCGGAGAGGUGCGCAUUGUUUAAACGUGCUUAUUGAAAUAACACACACAGUAAUAUGUUGGAAUACUAAAAAAUAACCAAGAUUUUUAUAUUUUUGUAAAUUAUACUUUCUAUACUGUAGAUUGUGUAUGUUCUGUGUUUUUAUGGGAGGUUAAUAAAUUCAAGGCACAGGGGUAUCUUGAAAAACUGAAUGUCGCCCAUUCCAAAAUAUCGAUGGAUCCCCAUCUGUAGUGUGGCAUUUGGGUGGCUGCUGAGGUCACAGCCCCCUUUAGGAUCAGCCAAGGCCCCCCCACACACUCUCAUCUCUGUCCUGAGCUCCAGAAACUGGCUGCUCCUAUGCCUUCCAGAGUCUGACCCCACCCCCGGCCCACAGCUCCACACCCUGGGCUCAUCCAGGCAGGAUAUGGCCCCAGGAAGGCACAGUGGCCUCGCAGAGUUUCCUGGCUCAGAGGGGACAUCGAGGGCUUGGGAGGUGUCCGAGGCAUUUAAAGGAACUUCUGCAGUUGCUGGUCACAGACCUUUUUCUUGGGCUCCUUCAAGCAGGAGACUCAAAAGAAGCAAUCAAGGGCCUCUCUUGUGGUCUGAGGGCUCCGGAGGGCCUGGAAUGUCUACUUCUCCUUGUGCAUGUUAGUAGAAUGGCCACCCUGCUUCCUGUCAGCAGCCCUGUCCCCAGAUCGCCUCCCCCACAUGGCUCCCUUAUCCCCGAGAUGAUAUCACCUUCCAGUUGUAGCGCCUGAAGCUGGUUGACAGACAUUCCUGAAGGAGAAGCUGGGUCUGUUUAGGGGCAAGUGUGUGACAGCCCCUCUGCUGGGACAGGCAAGGAUGACAUGGACCCCAGUCUUACUUGGAGGAGAUGGAGAAGCCAUGAGCAGUCCUCCAAGAGGGGACUCGGAGGGAGAAAAGAAGCCCAAGGCGCCUGUCUUAGGUCGGGCUCCUGAGACCAGAAUUCCUGUGCAAGGGACGGAGAAGGAAGAGCUCCCAGAAGAAACAGGGAAGGGGAGGGGGAAGCAGGACAGGAGGACGAGGAGCCCAGCAUCCCACAUCCCAGAUCCUGUGGGGAGCACUGGAGCUUAAGCUACACCUCAGGCUUAGUCCGGCAUGGAGGCAAGGGAGCUGGACGUUCAGACCCACCCCAGGGUGCCCCUGGCUGGGAAGAUGGAGAGCCCCAGUUCCCUGGCCCUCUGCACAUGCAGCCGCGGUGGCUUCAGAAGCCCAAGCAGCCUCUGAAGAAGGCCACAGUGGCAGCUACUGGAGGCAAAGGGACCGACACUGGAGAGAGUGCCCAGAAGGGUAGGUCAGGGAGUCUGCGGGCACCUGGGUGGAUAGCAGCGUGUGCCCAGCAUCUCCUCUGAGGGGCUCCAGAGGGUCCUGGGACAUGUGUGUGAACAGCUGCCCCUGACAGAGCUCAGUGCGUCGAGGGGCGCUGUCCUUAGAGAGGCUGUCUUACUCCCACAGACACUGUCCUGGGACUGAAGGAGCCAUUCAUCGGAUGGUGGGGCGGCCUCAAAUCCGUCUGCAAGCUUCGUGCUUGCUGUGCCAUGUCUAACCUUUUUGAAACAGGACGGGGUAUAAAUUAAUAGCAAAAUAAGUCAAAAUAUUGGGGCUCAAUAAAGCUUCAAGUGCCUUUCUUCUCCAUAUUAGAUUCCUCAUUUUUCCUUUCCCCCCUCAAUUUUUUCUCAUCCAACUGCUCCCUUUCCAUUUCUUAAUAAAUAUGGGGUGUCCCAUAAUGGUUC
Messenger RNA from Equus caballus (horse), 4092 nucleotides. It is a transcript of the gene GDF10, whose product is annotated as growth differentiation factor 10. Gene Ontology annotation, biological process: osteoblast differentiation; positive regulation of osteoblast differentiation. Gene Ontology annotation, molecular function: growth factor activity; cytokine activity. Gene Ontology annotation, cellular component: extracellular region. The record is from RefSeq and is a predicted model, not a curated record. Lineage: Eukaryota; Metazoa; Chordata; Mammalia; Perissodactyla; Equidae.